Molecule: messenger RNA, 1617 nt
Organism: Dermacentor andersoni
Lineage: Eukaryota; Metazoa; Arthropoda; Arachnida; Ixodida; Ixodidae
Source: RefSeq, a predicted model, not a curated record
AGCUGUCCAGAAAUGCACAGUAAUCCCCGUCUAAGUAUGCGGUGCUAUAAGUUCUGAACGGGCUUAUUCUCUCUCUUGCUGAUAGGACGUGUACGUGGAAGACGCCGAUGCUCCAAUCUCGUGCAACGGCAGUGCAUCUAGGCAGCUGGAGAACGCAUCUGCUCUGACCGUCGCUGGAGCCUACAGCGCACCGUACAGGGGCGACUCCGUACCGAGGCCCCAGUUCCGGCCCGUGUUCUGCGUCUUCGACGCGGAGUUUUUCCAUCCGAAGAGGCCCUACACUCCCCUCCAGAUUCCCACGCCUCUGUGUUCGGCGGUGAUCUUCUACAGCCUGUCCCUGAGUCGAUUCGGCGCGGGCUCGGAUGGCGUCGGCGGCGGCUUUCGAAGACCGCUGGACGCCGAGCUCUUCGAGAACGUGUCGGCCUCGAGGCUGGACGGCCGGCUGCGACACAGGGGCAGGCGAUGUCCCCUCUACGCCACUUUCGGUGGCCGCCGAAGCGACAGCGCCGAAUUCGUGCGCAUGCUCCGGGAUCCCGCGUGGCGAAAGGCGACUGUCGCAGGAAUCGUCAACGACACCAGCUCGUCGGAGAGAGCCAAAUAUGACGGCGUCAACCUGGACUGGAACCGCCCGGGCGACGAGUGCGACGUGCUCAGGCAGCCGCAGCUGUUCCACGUGCUCGUCGAGAGCCUCGGCGCCAGUCGCGUCAGGGUGAUGCUCACGGUGCCUCCGCUGCCGCGCUACCUCGGCGCCUACGACCUCGAGCCGGUGCUGGACAGCGUGGAGCACGUGGUCGUGGCGACGCACAAGCUGCGGCCGCGGUCGUCGGUGGACUGCAGCGGCGCCAGGCUGUACGCUGCUCCCCGGUUCCGCGAGAUACGCGACGCUUACAGCGCCGCCUACCGCAAGAAGUUCGCCUACAGCGUGUCGGCAGGGGGCGACACCUUCGUCACGAGAACCGUGGCGCUCGGUGCGGCGGCGCACGCGGCCCCUCCUCCCACUUCGGGCCUUGUUCUGCGGCCCAACAAGACGAGCUUCGAGAGCGUGUGCAACGUCAAGCCGGUGAUUGUGAACCCCGCCGACAAAGAGUGCGUCAUAGCGAUCAUGCAGAUCGAGAAGUCGCUAGACGCCAGCAUACUGUACUACGUGGCUGCGUACGCGGGGCCGAAGCAACUCCAGGAACGGAUGCACCGCGCCUACGACGACGACAUGGGCGACGCUCCCGUAGCGGUGUUCGACGCCUUCCUGGACGACUUCGCGGGCCUCUGUCCCGGGGACAGCCCGCGCAUGUCGCCGCAGCUGGCUGCCAUCUCGGAGAGCACGAGUCGAGAACUGCAAUGAGCUGAUUGCGUAGCUCAGUCGCUUUCCUAUAUAUACCUACGCUGUUCAAUCGAGCCGUUAGAUACUCUGCGUAAUCUACUUAUAUAUAUAAAAAAAUCAAUCAUUCAUUUAGAACACAUUUUCGCGUGUGCAGUUAUGUACUUUAUGUGGUUUGUUUGGUAUAGUUGUCAGCCUAUGUACCGCACUUAAUCAAGUUACCCCCUUUACACUAUGCUCCGCUUAGGAGCCUGUAAGCGACUGUGAAUAAGUAUAAAUAAAAAAAAAGAUUCUAAGCCCGA